This is a messenger RNA of Lasiodiplodia theobromae, 1989 nucleotides long. Its product is annotated as Camk protein kinase. The coding region runs from base 1 to 1989 and encodes 662 amino acids. NCBI's taxonomy places the organism in Eukaryota, Fungi, Ascomycota, Dothideomycetes, Botryosphaeriales, Botryosphaeriaceae. Gene Ontology annotation, cellular component: cytoplasm. Gene Ontology annotation, molecular function: ATP binding; tau-protein kinase activity; protein serine/threonine kinase activity. Gene Ontology annotation, biological process: protein phosphorylation; microtubule cytoskeleton organization; intracellular signal transduction. The record is from RefSeq and is a predicted model, not a curated record. The transcript has a single exon.
AUGGCCCCAGCGGAGGACUCUCCGACUUUCCAGAAACUCAGGCUCAACACCCGCCCCUCCCCGAAGCCUAUACCCUCCGCCUUCGCCUCGAUCAAGCGCAGCGAUGGCGAGCACCCAGGCAGCCCGUUCCCCGAGCUGGACGAGCGCUUCUGGCCUCACGAAGACUCCGCUGUCGCCCUGACCAACUCAGAGCUCACCGACAAUGCCUUCCCGAGCGAACAUGAGGGCAUGUACGCCCCAGACAAGCGGUCGUGGCUGGGGCGCAAGGCAAACGACGAGUACAUGCUCUCUGGCAGUUCGCGGCACUCGCCGUCGCUGGAACAGGCGUUCAGCCAGCGCCAUCGCGCCAUCUCCUUUGCGCCGAAAGUGACCCUUGAUGGUGGCGACCGUUUUCCCAUGGACGCGCCCCUCCCCAGGCCUGAUUCCUACGCCAGCCUGAAAGAUGCGAGGCUGGGUGUGGAAAGAGGCGCUGCGAUUGAAGAAGGCCACGAUAGCCACGGGGCAGUCCACAUCCGGAACAACAGCGAAACGGACAAGGCACGCUACGAUGCGUGCACUGGAGAGCCCAUGGAAAUCCGCCAACGUCGUCCGGGGUUGCCGUAUCGCACAGGUCAGUCUCGCCAUCCUUUGCUACAGGAGACGGUGGACGAUCUGGCCAAGGACGCCGAGAUAGAGGAAAAUGACCGAGUGGCUUCCCUUACUUCUGGCACUACCGUAUCCACAAACGACGGAUCGCUUACCCCGCUCGAAGCCCCAGCCGACUAUCUCCAGUCUCCUCUCGCUGCUUCGUCGCCAAUCGACUUCGCUUCUGCGCACAGCUCCUACUUCCCUUCGUCGCGGCGGACGAGCAGUGCGCGAUCCAGGAGUUUUUACUCCGACAAAGGAAGCCUGCGGCGCAGCAGUCGACGAACCUCGACACGAUCCGGUAAUUCUUCCAUGUCCCCUGCUAGUGCGUUCUUGUCACAGUGGGGCAGGGAAGAAGCCUCGUCAGUCAUUGAGCCGGAUGACGAGGGCCAAGAAAUUCCUGACCAGAGCGGAUACUUUAUCGGCAAGCAGAUUGGUUUCGGGGGCUUCAGUGUGGUGAAAGAGGUGUCGACGAUCCAGGAUGGAGUGAAGAUCAUUCGGGCCGUGAAAAUUGUACGGAAGCAGGUCACGGGAAAGGAUGAAGCGGAAAACGAAAAGCUGCAGACGGAGUUCGAGCAUGAGGUCGAGAUCUGGAGAUACUUGAAACAUCCCUACAUUCUACCUCUGCUAACGGUUUACGAUUCCCCAUUUGCUACUUUCUGUAUCACCAAAUUGAACACCGGCGGCACGCUUUUCGAUCUCAUCCGCGCGAAUCGCAAGGCAGGCAAGCCUGCUUUGCCCUCCAAGUUGGCUAAACGCUAUUUAUAUCAGCUCGCCUCGGCUCUCCGUUACUUGCACGAAGACGUCCAUGUCGUGCAUCGCGAUGUCAAGCUUGAGAAUUGCCUGCUCGACAUGUCUGAACCCGAGGCGAAGACUGAGGGAGGCAAUGUUCUUCUCUGCGACUUCGGCAUGGCCGACUUCAUCACCAACGAAAACCGAAACCUACCGUCUCCCUUGGAAGAAUCAGCUUACAGCCACGUCGGCCCAUCGGACACCAGCACUUGCAUCAACGGCAGCUUGGAUUACGCCUCGCCGGAAUUAUUGCACGCGCGUACGCCGCUGUACUCGCCUGCGGUGGACAUGUGGGCAUACGGUGUUAUUGCGUAUACGCUGCUCACGGGGAAACGGCCCUUUACUCAUAACUUCCAACCAGCCCUCGUCAUGCUCAUCACCAAGGGUGAGUGGGACGAAGAGGCACUACGGGAGGCCGGAGUUGAUGAGGAUGCCAUCGACCUCGUGCGCGGGUGUCUUGAGAUGGAUCCCCAGCUGCGGUGCACCGUCUCCGACGUGUUAGACUGUCCAUGGUUUGAUGGCUGCAGUGAACUUUACGAGGAAGUUCGACGCGAGUGGGUCGACUCGAAUUGA